Chrysochloris asiatica (Cape golden mole) is the source of this 1734-nucleotide messenger RNA. RefSeq names its product acyl-coenzyme A synthetase ACSM1, mitochondrial-like. Gene Ontology annotation, molecular function: fatty acid ligase activity; fatty-acyl-CoA synthase activity. The coding region runs from base 1 to 1734 and encodes 577 amino acids. NCBI's taxonomy places the organism in Eukaryota, Metazoa, Chordata, Mammalia, Afrosoricida, Chrysochloridae. Gene Ontology annotation, cellular component: mitochondrial matrix. The transcript has 13 exons. The record is from RefSeq and is a predicted model, not a curated record. Gene Ontology annotation, biological process: fatty acid biosynthetic process; acyl-CoA metabolic process.
AUGCAGUGGCUGACGAGGUUUCAGGUCAUCUGGACCAUCCACAAAAACUGUCACAGGUUCCACUCUGCCCAUUGGCACCUACUCUCCAGGUCUUUAUCAGGAGCUAGCGAUCCAAAAUGGAAUGACCAUGAUAAACCUGAGGAAUUCAACUUUGCAAGGGAUGUGCUGGACUACUGGACUCAAAUGGAGAAGGAGGGCAGGAGAGGUCCGAACCCCGCCCUCUGGUGGGUGAAUGGCAAAGGGGACGAAGUGAAGUGGAGCUUCACAGAGAUGACAGACCUAACCCGCCGAGUAGCCAAUGUCUUCUCACAGACCUGUGGCCUGCAGCAGGGAGACCAUGUGGCCGUGAUUCUGCCUCGAGUGCCUGAGUGGUGGCUGGUGACUGUGGGCUGCAUCCGAACAGGGAUCAUCUUCAUGACAGGCACCACCCAGCUGACAGCCAAGGACAUUCGCUACCGAAUACAGAAGUCUCAAGCCAAGGGCAUCGUGACCACAGAGACCCUGGCCCCAGUGGUGGACUCGGUGGCUUCUGAAUGUCCCUCUCUGAAAACUAAGCUCGUGGUGUCUGACCACCACCUUGAAGGGUGGCUGGACUUCCGGUCACUGGUCAAAUCAGCUUCCCCAGACCACACCUGUAUUAAGUCAAAGACCCUGGACCCGAUGGCUAUCUUCUUCACCAGCGGAACCACCGGCUUCCCUAAGAUGGCAAAACACAGCCAUGAACUUGCUUUACGAUCUUCCCUCCCUUCCUGCAGGAAAUUGCUACAGCUGAAGACGUCCGAUAUCAUCUGGUGCCUGUCGGACCCAGGCUGGAUUCUGGCUGUCUUAGGGGCCAUGCUUGAACCAUGGACUGCAGGGGCUACACUUUUCAUCCAUCAGCUGCCCCAGUUUGACCCCAAUGUCAUUAUACAGACAUUCUCCAAAUACCCCAUCACCCAAAGCAUUGGUGCACCAGGUAUUUACCGGAUGAUCAUGCAGCAGAAUUUCACCAGUCUCAGGUUCCCAGCACUGGAACACUGCAGCACUGGUGGGGAGGCUCUAUUGCCUGAAGAGCUAGAGAAGUGGAAAAAACAGACAGGCCUUCUGAUCCACGAAAUCUACGGACAGUCGGAAACGGGAAUAACAUGUGGUGUUCUUAGAGGAACAAAGAUCAAGCCGGGUUCCUUGGGGAAGGCCAUCUCACCCUUUGAUGUUCAGAUCAUUGACGACAAGGGCAAUAUCCUGCCUCCCAACACUGAAGGAAAUAUUGGCGUCAGGAUCAAGCCCACCAGACCCACUGGCCUCUUCAUGUGCUAUGAGAAAGACCCAGAAAAGACAGCUCAAGUGGAAUGUGGGGACUUUUACAAUACCGGGGACAGAGCAGCUAUUGAUGAAGAGGGUUACAUCUGGUUCCUGGGGAGAAGCGAUGAUGUCAUCAAUGCCUCUGGGUACCGUAUCGGUCCAGCAGAAGUGGAGAAUGCCCUGGCGGAGCACCCAGCGGUGGCUGAGUCAGCCGUGGUGGGCAGUCCGGAUCCCAUUCGAGGGGAGGUGGUAAAGGCAUUUAUCGUCCUGGACCCGAAAUUCCUGUCCCAUGACCAGGACCAGCUCACCAAGGAGCUGCAGCAGCACGUGAAGACAGUGACGGCCCCGUACAAGUACCCGAGGAAGGUGGAGUUUGUCCCAGAGCUGCCCAAAACCAUCACUGGCAAGAUCAAACGGAGUGAACUUCGGCAAAAAGAGCUUAGGCGGAUGUAA